Molecule: messenger RNA, 2871 nt
Organism: Laetiporus sulphureus 93-53
Lineage: Eukaryota; Fungi; Basidiomycota; Agaricomycetes; Polyporales; Laetiporaceae
Product: Nop14-like protein
Exons: 6
Coding region: 41-2776 (911 amino acids)
Biological process (GO): maturation of SSU-rRNA
Cellular component (GO): nucleolus; Noc4p-Nop14p complex; small-subunit processome
Source: RefSeq, a predicted model, not a curated record
AGGUCGACUUCAGCUGUUUACAUUUUCUACUUCGCCACCCAUGGCAAAAGGCUCGCAGCUGUCGCAGCUGAAGGCAGCUAUUAACCAGGCUGGACUGUCACGUCCUCAGCAGAAUGGCAAGAAAAGAAAACGCACUGCGCCGGACCAGAAGGACAAGGAGAAGAAAGCAGCGAAACUGCAGGAGAUACACCAGAAGCUGAACCCGUUUGAUGUGAAGGUCACGAAAUUAAAACACGAUGUGGGAGGCAGAAGGAUUAUAGGGACAACUGGUCGGCCGGCGAAAAGUAAGCAGGCGGGGAUCGAGCAGAGGAAGAAAACGCUUUUAAAAGAGUAUGAGGAGAGGAAUCAUGCGGGAGGUAUCGUUGAUCGCCGGUUUGGUGAGAACGACCCGACUAUGACGCCUGAGGAACGCAUGCUGGAGCGGUUCACCCGCGAGCACCAACGUGCAUCCAAGAGCUCUGCGUUCAACCUCGAGGACGAGGACGAGCUCACACACUACGGUCAGAAUCUGUCGAAGCUGGACGACUUCGACAAUAUGGGGCUGGUUCUGGACGAUGACGAGGACGAGGGCCAGAUCGACAGGCAGACGGUGCAGAAGGCCCACUUCGGAGGCUUCGAGGAGGAGGAGGCGGAAGAGGAUGAUCAGGAUGAGCCUGCACGCAAAAAGACGAAGGCAGAGGUCAUGGCAGAGGUGAUUGCCAAGAGCAAAAUGCACAAGAUACAACGGCAAGCGCAACAAGAGGAAGAUGAGAGCCUGCGUCACGAGCUCGACCAGGAGCUUGAUUCCAUUCGCUCCCUCCUCUAUGCCCCCGAUCCAUCCGCAAGCAAAGCUGUCCUUGCAGACGAAAGUGGCGACGUUGCUCCUGCGAAGGCUGUCGCGGAACCUUCGGAGCAGGACCAGGAAUACGACCAGUACGUGCGGGAACUCGUGUUUGAGAAACGCGCGAAGCCGAAGGACCGGACGAAGACAGAAGAGGAGAUAGCGCUAGAGGAGAAAGAGGCUCUCGAGAAGGCCGAGCGGAAGCGUGUACGGAGGAUGAACGGGGAGCCCGAAGACAGUGAGGAUGAGGAAGAGGGCACGACGAAGAGAAAGCGGAGGAAGGGGGUCGGGGAUGACCUAGAGGAUGACUUUUAUGAGGAGGACGGUUUGGGAGGCUUAGGCACUGGGUUGGCUGAAAGUGCGGAGGUGGACAUGAGUGAAGAAGGCGAGGAGGCUGAAGAAGACGAUGGGAGCGAGGAUGGCAGUGAAGAUGAGGACGAGGAAGAUGAAAGAGAAAUCGUGGAUGAUGAGGAGGAGGAGGAGGUCGAGGAGGGAGACGAGGCUUCGGACGGCUCUGAUAUUGAAGGCGAGGAAGGCGAGCCGGAGGCUCUUGUCAGCACUGACAAGCAGCGGACGGCGAAGCCAACAUCUUCAUCUACCAAGGAGCUUCCGUUCACAUUCCCUUGUCCGACAACUCAUGAAGAGUUCCUGGAGAUCGUGGAUGGAAUCGAUGACAACGACGUGCCGACCGUGGUGCAGCGCAUACGCACGUUGCAUCACCCUAGUUUGGCCGAGGACAACAAGGUCAAGCUCCAGGGCUUGACCGGCGUGCUUAUUGACCAUAUACUGUAUAUCACAUCGCCACCCACGCCGCGGUUCACGCUGCUCACAGCACUGAUGCCUCACCUUUUCGCUCUCACCAAAGCAUAUCCCAUACAAUCCGCGGAACAUUUUAUCGCAAAGCUGAAUCUCAUGCACAAGAACCUUCAACGUGGGCUCUCGCGCGGUGCAACUGAGCCUGACACGAAGACGUGGCCAGGACUGCCGGAGCUCUCCUUGCUACGAGUCAUAGGCCAGGUGUGGUCUACGAGCGACAAGAAUCAUAAUGUAGUCUCUCCCGCUCGACUGCUUAUGGGUGCAUAUCUUGGGCUCGGGCGUAUCCGGUCGCUGCAGGAUUUGGCGAGCGGCCUCUACCUCUGUUCACUAUUCUUGGACUAUGAAUCGCUGUCGAAGCGGUUCGUCCCGGAGGCGAUCAACUUGCUUGCAAACGCAGUACUUCACUUGGCGCCACAUCGGUUCAAAGACAAGUCAUUAAUACCAGGACAAUUCCCUUGUGUAGACUACGGCUCUGAGCAUUGUGCGUCCCUCACCAUCGAUGUACGAAAGGCGAAGGGUGCCACGAUGGGCAAGCCAAAUCUCUCUGCCCUGCUCAAUGGAACAACGUCCGACGAGCAGUCAAAAGUAGACCUCCUUGGUUUGACCCUGGAACUCAUCGGGCGUUUCGCGGACAUGUAUAAGAGCCUUGAUGGCUUCAUCGAAUUAUAUGAUCCAAUCAAGGAACUUCUAGACGGUGUCAGGUCGAGAGACUUACCUGAAGAUGUACUGAAGCGUUCUACUGCACUUCGAGAUACCCUCGGACGACUGCUCAAGUUCUCUCGCGAAGCACGUCGUCCGCUCAUGUUGCAGGCUCACAAGCCGAUACCCAUUCCGACCUACAUUCCCAAAUUCGAGCAGUCCUCUUCCAACUACCUCCGCAAUCAUGAUCCGGACCACGAGCGCGAUGGAGCUGCGAAACUGCGCCGACAGUACAAGCAGGAGAAGAAAGGCGCGAUCCGCGAGCUGCGGAAGGACGCACGAUUCCUGGCUGCCGAGCAGCAGAGGCAGCAGAAGGAGAAGGACAGGGCGUACAAUGAGCGUAUGAAGCAAGUGUUCGGAUCAUUGGAGUCUGAGAGGGCGGAGGAGAAGGCGAUGGAGCGAGAGAAGAUGAAAGAGAAGAAGAGAGCGGGCAGGAAGUAGUCACAUACUAUUGUAUAGACAUCAUUGUCUCUCUUCUGCUAUAUUUUGUCUGUCCUUCGGCACGUAUCAGCUGAGAAUUAUAUUAAUUGCGUGUC